This is a messenger RNA of Closterium sp. NIES-65, 1057 nucleotides long. The record is from the annotation of a GenBank genome assembly. NCBI's taxonomy places the organism in Eukaryota, Viridiplantae, Streptophyta, Zygnematophyceae, Desmidiales, Closteriaceae.
AUGAAAGGCUUGGAUAAAUCCUUGGUCGCAGUAGAGUCGCCAUUCACUCUCAACAGCGGCGAUGCGUACACGGCAUGGGUGGACUACGACCCUUCACUUCGUGGCACGGUCAAGGUGUUUCUAGCCGACUCCAAAGUGAAGCCAGGUGUGCCGCUACUGCAGAGUCAGCUGUCGCUGUGUACGGUGCUGCAGCCUAGUGUGCAGCAGUCCGCGUUCUUCUUUGGCUUUGUGGCAUCCACCACUGUGAAGCCCUUUCAGAGGCAUGCAAUUUUGAAGUCUGGCGUCACCGUUGGCCUCGAAUUAGCGCCGGGCGCAUUUGCACCACCCGGAGCCACCCCUUUCUUCCGCUAUGUGAGCACGGACUACGAGUUGGCAACCACCAACGAUGACUCUUGGCGCAUCCGUGACUUCCAUACCUGGGACUCGCUGGCCUUCCUUGGCUGGCCUGUGAAGGAUCAGGUGGCUUGCAGUGCAUGCUGGGCGUAUGCGGUGGUGGCGAGUGUGGAGGCAGCAUAUGGCAUUGCAACGAAUCAGAUCGCUCCUCAGCUGUCAGUGGAGCCACUCUUUGCAGCCAUGGGGCUCACCGAUACAAAGUGCAUUGCUGGAGGCUCCCCCACUGCGGCUUUUGAGAAGCUUGUGACUCUUGAUGGCAGCAGUGGACUCAGAGGAGGCAGUAACCAGGCAACACCAUAUCCGGUGCAUGCAUUUGAGCGGGCGUACUUCAAAGGGUAUGAGGGUCUCAUGCUGGCAGUGCGGCGCCAGCCAGUGGUGGUUCACAUCGAGGCCUUAGCUGACACGUUCAUCAUCUAUGAUGGGACAUUCAAGUACCAAGAUCCUGCUUGCUACACUGGCAGUCUGAACCAUGUUGUACUCGUCAUUGGCUACUUCAUCAAUAGAGAUGACGGCAGCCAGGGACGCAUUGCUCCUCCGUUUUGGAUCAUCCGCAACUCGUGGGGAGUUGAUUGGGGCGACCGUGGCCACAUGCGCAUGGGCAUUAUGGGAGGGGAUGGCGUGUGCGGCAUCAACGUAUUGCCUGGCAUCUACCCUGUUGUCAAGA